This is a messenger RNA of Chanos chanos (milkfish), 3483 nucleotides long. It is a transcript of the gene zhx3a, whose product is annotated as zinc fingers and homeoboxes 3a. NCBI's taxonomy places the organism in Eukaryota, Metazoa, Chordata, Actinopteri, Gonorynchiformes, Chanidae. Gene Ontology annotation, biological process: regulation of transcription by RNA polymerase II. Gene Ontology annotation, cellular component: nucleus. Gene Ontology annotation, molecular function: DNA binding; DNA-binding transcription factor activity, RNA polymerase II-specific. The record is from RefSeq and is a predicted model, not a curated record. The coding region runs from base 108 to 3179 and encodes 1023 amino acids. The transcript has 3 exons.
AAUAAUUGGACAGUCAGUUUCUGGGUCUCUCCGUACAUACAGUGAUGGGGAAAGAAGUCCUAAGACCUGAGGAGCGAAUCAUAUUAUUGUGACAUCAUGACUGAUCCAUGACACUGAAGCUUCAUCUCAUCCCAGCAUCUGGUUUUACACUUCAUCCAUUAGCACAACCUACAGGAUACUCCCUUCUGGUAAUGGCCAGCAAAAGAAAGUCCACAGUUCCUUGCAUGCUACCAUCAAAAAGCAAACAUGCCCGGGAAGAGAUCAUACUGGGAUGCUUGCCUGAGCUCUUACCCACAAUACCUGAGGACAGUAUCCUCAGCAUCUCAGGGGAAGAUGAUCAAGCACAAUCCUCCCAUGAUUUCUCUAAACCUAAGGGUUACACCAGAUUAUGGAAAGAAGUGAUAUGCUGCUGUCCACCCUGUUGUUUUGAGUCCAGAGCUCUGAGCCAUUUUCUCAAUCACAUGGACAGCUGUCAUUUGGACUUCCAUGCACAGCCAAACUUUUACUGUCUGAGCUGCAAGGUCACUGCUGUUAAGUUGGAAGCUUUGGCCCUGCACAAUGCGGAGGCACACUCUGAACUCGGGAACCACGUGAAGGCGUCCUUGAAAGUUACUAAAAGGGAUGGUGUUUUAACUGUCGAGCAGACGCUUUUCAUAGAAGGAGAAGACAAUUUAAGCGAGUCUAAGAUUUCCAGUAUGAAGACACCCAUAAUGAAGACAAUGGGCAAAGAGGACUACAAGAGGAUCGUGGUUUCUCACACUGUUGAGGCACAAAAGGCUUACCAAGGCAAUGUUGGGCUGAUGGGAGAUACCACCCAGCUAAUCAAUGUACCGUUUACAAAGAUGAAUGGGACUGCAGGACAGUCCUUCACUCCAGCAGCUGUACAGGAAGCAUCAAACAUACCUUACAUACUAACAAUGCAGGACAGGAGGCCUCUCUGGCAGUCUGCUAUUUCGGCUGAUUCCACCAAAGAUCUCCCAAAAGUUAUGAUUCCCUUGAGUAGUAUUCCUACCUAUGAUGCUGCUAUGGAUGCAUGCAGCUUCCUAAAGACUUCAUUUAGCAAAUUUCCUUACCCCACUAAAGCAGAACUUUGUUACCUGACUGUAGUUUCUGAUUAUCCAGAGGAACAGAUUAAGCUCUGGUUCACUGCUCAGCGUUUGAGGCAGGGGAUUAGCUGGUCCCCUGAAGAAAUUGAAGAAGCACGCAAGAAGAUGUUCAGAACUAUAUUUCAGGCAGCACCAAUAGCAUCUAAAAAACAGCAGCCCCAUCACUAUGCUGCUCAACACAGUGUUUCUGUCCAGCCAUCAUCUAAGGGCUCUAACUACAGAGAAUCAAAAGCAUCUAAGGGGGGUGUUUUAGGAUGGAAGUCUAGCACCAUAGUUACGCAGCCCGGCACUCUCCCAGUCACUACUUUAAAACAACAGUCAACUGUCCGAACACAACAGUUAGUCAAUCAGUGUGUGGCCAAGCUCAAGGAAACUGACAAUGAAGAGUGCGUUCUGAUAAGGACAGCUGGAGGCAACAGUAUUACAAGCAGAGGCACCAGCUGCAGCAGAAAUAUCAUCAAUAGCACUUCAGUUAAUUAUGAACAUAGCGAGAAAGGUGACAUUAGAUUGGGUACUUAUAAUAACAUCAAAGCCGGUGGAUUGCCUGUCAUUAAUAAAACCAACAAUGGAAAACAUGACAGCAAGCCAAAAAAUGGCUCCGAACGCAGUGUUUAUAGUAAUGGAAGCAUAAUUAGUCUGACUGACAUUGUCAGGAAAAUAGAUUGUAAUGUAAAUAAAUGUAACCGAAGUUCAGAUUACAUCAGCUCAUCCAACAUCAGCUCCAAGUCUUAUGGCCUUAAUACCUUCAGCCCACAUAAAGCUGCUAGUGAUAUUAAUGAGAGCAGCAAAGAUUACACCACCAGCAGAUCCAGCAAUGGAAGCAUUAAUAAAAGCACUCUUCACUCUAAGAUUAGCACUAAUGAUGAAGGCAGCACCUCAGAUCAAACCAGCAAAACCGUCAACAUUGACACUAGCUGCAGCAACAGCCUUGAAACGGAGGCAGUUUCACAAACACUAUCCUGGUAUUCCUGCGCUCAAACUGGCAGUGUCUUGAAUAAUUUCUGUAAGGAUGUCAGGUCCCAUGAGCAGCUGGGAAACCUUAGGCAAAGCUCUGUCCACUGCCAGUUCCAAGAUCAGAGCGAAGAUGGGCAGCUUAUGAGGGCUCCAGACAUGUUGCCAAGGGAAGUUCAUAAAUGGAUAGGUGAUGGAAAAUACCUUGGUCACAGUUUGAAAGGCUUACAGGUAGCCGAAGAACCCUCGUUGGAAAAUGUGCGCUCAAGAUCUCUCCACUCUGCCGAUCCUUCAAAUUAUUCAUACCUUCCUGAUGAGGACAUCAAAACCAAGCAGCCCUCAAAAAGCCUUCCUCCUUCACCUCAGAAACAGAGUUGUCCAACAGUAGCCAUACAAGCACCCAAUGUCCAGUCCCAGAAUUUCCCCGUUGUCCACCACGUUGAGCAGGGGGCGUCAGUCUUAGAGCAGCAGGAAGAAAAAGACCUUUGUGAAGGCAGCAGCUCCUCUCAUGAGCUAAAGACAAACCUUAAGAUGCACAAUUUAACUCAUCCAGAUGCAAAAAGUGGCCAAGAAGUCAAGCAUGAAUCUGAGAUUACAAUAGCACCGCUUUCACAAGUUUCUUUGAACCAGAAAUCAAACAUAGGCCACAAUCAGUGGUUCAGCACUCAGCAGUCUGAAUCUCUGACCAACAAAAGAAGAAUGCCACAGGUGGAGGUGGUCUGCUGGCCCAGUAACCGUCGCCGCUCUCAAGAGAAUGGGACACUGAAGUGCCUGCAAAGCUCCCAGGAUGCACCAGAAGAAACUAAGAAACAGUUUAUUGAAGAGGAUAAACACUGUGUUAAAGAUAACCUGGAGGUACAGACGCCAGAUGAACAAAGCAAAACUACGGAUCAGUUGGUGAAACCUGGCCUUCUCAGCCUUGAACAACAGAGUACAGCUCAAAGCUCAGAAACUGAAAUGCUGCAAGAGGACAAAUCAGAUGAAAUGGAAGGAAUGCAACAGAAUUGCUGGGUCGUCAAAAAGGAGCCCAUACCACCUGCUGACAGCCACAGAUUAAAAGGUCAUCAGGUUCAAGAUAAUGAGUCCAGAGACUGCCUGAUAGGAGAGCUGCUGAAGGUGUGAGGACUCCAUGUCAGGGAGACUCAGUCAGAAAUGAAUGGAGGACUGUUGUUGAUGGAGGGUUAUUUUAUUUCUUUGGAUAUGACAGCUCAUAAGAUUGUAUCAGAUCUUUGAUGGGUAAUAGACAUAAAUAAUGAUGUGAACCUCAUUGGGAGACAAGAUUUAAAUUAAUGCUCAGGCUAAACCUGGGGACUACAGAGCAAGUGGAUUAACAGCAAGCGGAAGAAGAAAUUAGAUGUAUAUGAUUUGAACUGCACAGCGGAGGAGGAGUGUUUGUAUUAAAACUGGAGAAAGAUGGUGUCAUUGA